Lichtheimia ornata is the source of this 966-nucleotide messenger RNA. RefSeq lists its product as uncharacterized. Gene Ontology annotation, molecular function: hydrolase activity. NCBI's taxonomy places the organism in Eukaryota, Fungi, Mucoromycota, Mucoromycetes, Mucorales, Lichtheimiaceae. The record is from RefSeq and is a predicted model, not a curated record. The coding region runs from base 1 to 966 and encodes 321 amino acids. The transcript has 7 exons.
AUGGACCCAACUGACCCUAGCACUUUCAACCACCAAUACUUCAAUGCCAAUGGCCUUCGUCUUCAUUACGUAGAUGAGAAUCAGUCAGCUACCAAGGCCUUGCUCCUUGUUCACGGUUGGCCCGACCUUUGGCUCGGCUGGCGUGAACAAAUUCCAUUCCUCGCCAAGCUUGGCUAUCGUGUGAUUGUACCUACCAUCCGAGGCUAUGGCGAGAGUGAGGGACCAGCUGAAGCUAUCAAGUACACUGAUAAAUACCUUACUGCUGAUUUGGAUGCACUCUUGGAUCACUUGCAAAUUCCUACUGUGGCAGUACUUGGUCAUGAUUGGGGAGGUCUCGUUGCUUGGCGCUUUGCACAAUUCUAUCCUCAUCGUGUGGAAGCAGUUGGAUCGUUCUGCACACCUUACCUGGUCCCUAAUACCGAGCCUAUCACCUUGCAACAAUUUGUGGAGAAGCUACCCAACUUUACUUACCAAUUGUAUCUUGUCUCACCCAAGGCUGAGGAAGAAAUCAAUGCUCAUACCGAGGCAUUUUUCAAGCGCUUCUUCCGACCCGUAGGCGAAAUGAAGGAACCCAUGAUUGAUCCCAACACCAAGACCAUGGUUGAAGGACGUGCUGAAAUAUCCAAGAGUGACAUUGUGUCUCAAAAGGUACUCGAUUACUAUGUAUCUCAAUACCGACAACGUGGUGCAGGUACUUCACUCAACCUCUACAAGCGUUUCGAAUACCAGUUCGAGGAUAAUAAGGGUCUUAACCCUAUCAUUGAAAAGCCUGCUCUUAUGGUUACUUCCGAAGGUGAUAGAGCCCUUCCUCCUGCUAUGACCCAUGGUAUGGAAAAGUAUGUCCCCAAGGUCGAAUUCCGCAAUAUUGAAGGUGCUGGUCAUUGGGUACUUUGGGAAAAGCCAGCCGAAUGCAACAAGUACCUUGAGGAAUGGUUGCCCAAGGUGUACCCUGCUACUUCUGCUUAA